Thelazia callipaeda (thelaziosis nematode) is the source of this 930-nucleotide messenger RNA. The record is from the annotation of a GenBank genome assembly. Lineage: Eukaryota; Metazoa; Nematoda; Chromadorea; Rhabditida; Thelaziidae.
AUGGAACUUCGUUUAAGUGAAGCAGAAAAGGUAUUCAUUGUACAUGGAGCGCAGGAAGGUUUGCGAUCCGAUGGACGUGGACCAUUGGAUUACCGACCUAUAAUAGUUCAAACGGGUGUUUUGCCAACAACAAAUGGUUCGGCUCGUGUCCGCAUAGGCUCGACAGAUUUAUUAAUUGGAAUCAAAGCUGAUUUAGUCACCGUUCAAAACACUGCUUUUUGUCGAAAUCGACUAAAUUUUUUUGUUGAUUGUUCAGCAAAUGCCACCCCACUUUUUGCUGGCCGUGGUGGUGAGGAAUUUGCGGAUGAAUUAAGUGCAGCGUUAGAUGCUGCUUUCGACAAUGAUUAUGUAGUUCCAGAUCUGAAAAAAUUGAUUCUAUCACCAAUGCAUAUGUGGAGACUUUUUGUUGAUAUUGUUAUUUUGCAGUGUGAUGGGAAUGUAAUUGAUGCAGCAGGUUUGGGGAUUAAAGCAGCUUUGGGAAACACUGAAAUUUGUGAAGUACUGGUGAGACCAGCUGAUGCAGGAAAGUUUAUGAUUGAUUUACCCAAAAAGUAUAAAUUAUGGAAGUUUGAUGUGUCCAGGGUACCACUUUUUGUCAGUGUAAAUAGAGUAGGAACUGCAAAAAUUGUUGACAAUUCAUUGGCCGAAGAGUCCUGUACUUGCACAUCCAUUUGGCUUGCUGGUUUUCUUCACUCUAAUUCCAGUAACACCUUUGAAGAAGAUGAUCAGUCGCGAGAAACAUACGAUGACUGCAUGAUAACGUAUAUGAGACAGUGUGGGGGUGGCACUUUUGAAAUGGAUUCCCUUGUUUUAGAAGAAAUGAUAAAUAUUGGUCUGAAAGUUGUACGACAGUUACAUGUGGCAUUAAAUCGAAGGCUACUAAAUGAAGACCAAGUAGCAGAAAAUUCGUUGUCGACAUUUCUACAAUAG